Messenger RNA from Didymosphaeria variabile, 3816 nucleotides. RefSeq lists its product as uncharacterized. Bases 1 to 3816 code for a protein of 1271 amino acids. Gene Ontology annotation, molecular function: phosphorelay sensor kinase activity. The transcript has 3 exons. Lineage: Eukaryota; Fungi; Ascomycota; Dothideomycetes; Pleosporales; Didymosphaeriaceae. The record is from RefSeq and is a predicted model, not a curated record. Gene Ontology annotation, biological process: phosphorelay signal transduction system; phosphorylation.
AUGAGCAGCCACGGUGACGGCGCAUCAUCCGCGCAGGGCAACCACGAGCAUGUUAGCGACGCGCAGCUGAAGCUGUCGCUGCGGUCCAUUCCGCAGCUCAAGCGCGACUCGUCGCGUGAAGAAUUGUCUUCUGUUGGCCUCCUAAGCGCACUCGAAAAUGAUACUCGCGCGUCCUUCGUCGUCGACAUAUCUUCCAAGAUUCCCCAGGACGGCGUGCUGGACCUUGUGUACCUGAAUUCUGCACUUGCAGGUGCACCGGCGCUACUCGCAAAGAUUAGGGGACAUGGUUAUCCCACUACCUUGUUUCUGGAUGACGUUCAGAAAGGGGCCGCCUUCGCGCAGUGGCUAUGGGGCCGGGUGGACAUCAUGGACCUUGCCGUGAUCGGGGACGCCUAUUUGUUUGCGGACCAUCUCUGGUGGGCGACCACGAUCCCAGGGGAGCGACAUAGGGUAGUCAGUGGCGUACCAACUGCCUUGCUACGAAAGCAAGAGGUAAGAUACGAGAGGCCUCACGGUGACGAUCAGCGAGAGCACAACAAACCUGUAAACAUGCCCCAAUAUCUACCAGAAAGGCUGCCAGCUGCACAUGGAUGUAUGGACGUGCCAUCCGAGAUGGCACCUGCAUCUAGCUUUGGAUCUUUUGAUUAUACCCGAGAACCGCCGUGUGCCAACAUGUCCGACCACAUUUUGUACUUUCGGAGCAUCGAUUGGGCAAAUACACCACUUGGUCCCAUGUCCUCAUGGUCACCGCAGUUACGAUGCAUAGUCAAUAUGAUCUUGAAUGAUCACCACCACGCUGUCCUAUUCUGGGGAGAUGAGGCGACCAUGAUAUACAACGAGGCGUAUGUUGAGCUUAUUGGCAUGAUGCAUCCCUGCAUGGGCCAGAGUGCACUCGUGGUUGCAAAAGAUUUCUGGCCGCAUCUCGAGCCUUUAGUACAGCGUGUCAAAUCUACCGGAAGAACGUUUUCCAAUGCCGAUUUGCCGUUGUUUAUUGACAGGCACGGUUUCCUCGAGGAAGCUUUCUUUUCAUUUCAAUUGGUACCUAUACUUGACAGCAGCGGCUGCGGCAUGGCUGGGUAUUAUCAGCCUUUGGUUGAGACAACACGAAACAAACUGCUGGAGCGCAGGAUCAAAAGCCUGGUGGAGAUUGGAAGUAGGACAGCAAAAGCGCGCGACCUCAACACCUAUUGGGAACUAAUCAUUGACACCCUCGCCAUUAAUGACCCAGACGCUCCGUUUGCUCUGUUGUAUGCCGCUGAAGACUUUUCUGCACCAACCAGGCCCUCCGUCUCAUCGCCCGGAACAGCACUCGAAAAUGACGCGUUCAUACUUAAAGGAUUCAUCGGCGUGGAAGCUGGUCAUGCUAUAGCGCCCCCUACAAUUGACCUGAAGAACGGCAAUAAUAUGUUCCAGUCCUACCUAAACCGCGCGAUGGAGACCAAGAUGCCUGUUGUUGUGCAUUUCUCUGAUUUGCAGCUACCGGAAGGAUUUCUUGAAGGCAUUGACUGGAAAGGAUUUGGCGAUCCGUGUCGCUCUUUGAUUGUGUGUCCGAUUCAGCCAACUACCAGUGAGCAGGUACAGGGAUUUCUGAUAUUAGGGGUGAACCCACGCCGCCCUUUCGACGAAGACUACAAACAAUUCGUCCAUGUCAUGCUUCGACUUUUGGCUACCUCGCUCGCUUCGGUUAUUCUUUUCGACGAAGAGAUACGUCAGAAAGAGAACGUCAUUGGGCAAGCAGCACGUAUUCAGAAACAAUUGGUCGCAGAGUUACAGCUCAAGGAGAAGAAGUUUCAGCGGUACGCCGAUAACUCCGACGUCGCUAUCUUCGUUGUCGAUUCGGUCGGAGCGUAUACGUAUCGCAAUCAAGGCUGGUACGACCUUUUCGAAAAUGCCAGCGACUCCGACGAUGUGAUGGGUGCAUGGUCUCAGAUUGUAUGGCCCGAAGACACCGCGGAAAAUUUAGAGUCAGACUCUGAUUCUCAGGAGUACUACAAGUGGGUUCUAUGCUCCGCAUAUCCGGAACUGGAUGCGAAUAACGAGGUUAUCGAAAUAGUCGGAAACGUGACGGACAUUUCGAAGCAAAAGUGGGCCGAGGAUGUACAGAAACGAAGGACAGAUAGCGCUUUGGAGUCGAAGAUGCAUCUGGAGCAUUUCAUCGACACUACAUCGCAUGAAAUGAGGAAUCCGCUGUCAGCUAUCAUGCAAUGUGCGGAUGGAAUCCUUACGUCGUACCCAGGCACCAAUAGCGACUACGCACUUCCUUCUCCGGUAACGUACGCAGCGUUGCUUGACCAGACAAUGGAUGCUGCGCAGACAAUCGCGCAGUGUGCCCAACACAUGAAACGCAUUGUGGACGAUAUUCUUACGAUUUCCAAGCUUGACUCUGGACUCCUCAUCAUCACACCGGUCGAUGCUCAACCUGAGACGGUGGCUUUGAAUGCAAUCAAGAUGUUCGAGAGCGAAGCAAAAGCUGCUGAGGUGGACCUGACAUUCGAGGUCGAUAAAUCUUACAGAGCUUUAGGUAUCAACUGGGUCAGCCUGGAUCCAACGAGGCUUUUACAGGUCUUGAUCAACCUCAUCACCAACGCCCUCAAAUUCACCCGUUUCGAGUCGGAACCCCGGCGCAUCAAAAUCACGCUAUCGGCGUACGAACGAGAGCCCGCGAGCAAUACAAGCGGUGUUCAUUUCGAGCCAAAGUUGGUUGAGGACGAUGCCCAUCUCGUGGAUGACUGGAAACAAGGGUCGCUCGUAUAUCUGCAGUUUUCGGUGUCAGACACGGGGCGAGGUCUAACGGAUGGCGAUCGGAGUAACCUUUUUGCUCGUUUCUCGCAAGCAUCGCCGCGCACACAUAUCACCUAUGGGGGCUCCGGCCUUGGCCUUUUCAUCUCUCGCCGCCUUACAGAGAUGCAGGGCGGAUCCAUCGGACUGGCGAGUGAGUUCGGCAUCGGCAGCACCUUCGCUUUCUACAUCAAGGCGAGGAGAACAGAGUCUGCCCGCGCCAGGAGAUCCAGCACACCAUAUAGGUUCCCCGAGGACAUAAAGCACCGCGCUACAACCCGACGAGAAAUCUCAAAGAUGAACACCCGCCCACAGUCUCCCGUUGGUGAAAAGUCCCCCAUAGCCUCGGGCUGGCAUUCGCACCGACGACUUCACAGCCAGUCUCACACCGAAGAUAAGCGUCAGCCCAGGCCCUCAGCGCCGCAACGCCGCCAGUCCGUCCUGCAUCCGCACUCCCCAACCGACGCCCUCGGCAUGCCCCCUGAACCCGACCUCGCCGAGUUAACCCGCACAAGAAGCGUCCCCGAAAACAUGCACGUCCUCGUCGUAGAAGACAACCUCGUCAACCAGCGCGUCCUCGCAAACCAACUCCGCAAGCUGGGCUGCGUCGUCAGCGUCGCAAACCACGGCGGCGAAGCGCUCGACUUCCUCAAAAGGACGAGCCACUGGGUGGACAAGAACGCAGAUGCGCCUGACGAAAGUAGGAUGCACGACGCCGACCUGCCGAUAGACCUCCACCUCAUCCUCAUGGACUGGGAGAUGCCCGUUAUGAACGGCCUUACGGCCGUUACUAAACUGCGGCAGCUUGAGCGCGGAGGCCAGCUGAGCGGACAUAUACCCGUCAUAGGCGUCACGGCUAAUGUGCGAGAGCAGCAGAUACAAACCGCGAUGGACGUCGGCAUGGACGACGUGGUGAGCAAGCCGUUCCGUGUGUCGGAGUUGAUGGGGCGGAUGAGAGAUGUGAUUGAGGGGGUGGGGAGUGGUAAUAUACGGUGGAAGGGGAGUGUGUCGGAGGGGAUGAGAGAGGGGGAAGGGUAG